Grammomys surdaster is the source of this 362-nucleotide messenger RNA. It is a transcript of the gene Rpl38, whose product is annotated as ribosomal protein L38. Gene Ontology annotation, cellular component: cytosolic large ribosomal subunit; ribosome. Lineage: Eukaryota; Metazoa; Chordata; Mammalia; Rodentia; Muridae. Gene Ontology annotation, molecular function: structural constituent of ribosome. The record is from RefSeq and is a predicted model, not a curated record. The coding region runs from base 109 to 321 and encodes 70 amino acids. The transcript is spliced from 5 exons. Gene Ontology annotation, biological process: translation; protein-RNA complex assembly.
GCGAAAGUCUCGUUCUUUUUCCGUUCUCUUCCGUUCUCUCCCCUGUGAGUUUUUUUUGGGCAGGUGGGGAAUCCGAGGUGAGGACGCCAGAGCCGAACGCCCGUCGCCAUGCCUCGGAAAAUUGAGGAAAUCAAGGACUUUCUGCUCACGGCCCGACGGAAGGACGCCAAAUCCGUCAAGAUCAAGAAGAACAAGGAUAACGUGAAGUUCAAGGUCCGUUGCAGCAGGUACCUGUACACCCUGGUCAUCACAGACAAGGAGAAGGCCGAGAAGCUGAAGCAGUCCCUGCCCCCAGGUUUGGCAGUGAAGGAGCUGAAAUGAACCAGACCUCUGCAUAUGACUAUUAAAAACCCUGAAAAGCC